GGGCGGUUGCGGGCGCUCCCCGCCCUCCGCGUUUGGUCGCCGGGUAACGCUCGGUGCGGCGCGGCUCGGCGCGGCUCGGCUCGGCUCGGCUCGGCUCCGCCAUGGCCCAGCCCGGCUCGGCGGUGCCCCGGCGCUUCGAGGAGCUCCUCCUGUACCGCGGCUACGGGCAGCCGCCGGCUCACCCCCGCUUCCGCACGGCCAACCAGAGCUACGGCAGCAGGGCCCCCACGGUGCACGAACUGCCGAGCUCCUUCCACAUCCUCCCGCACAAGUUUUCGGAUCAUCUGGGCAGGAUCGGCAUGUGCAGGAGCGGCGGCCUCAACACGUCCAUGGAGAAGAGUCACUGCACCGGCCCCGACACCUUCAUCACCGCCUGCGAGCACCUGGAUUUCCACCCCAGCUACAACCCCAGCGGCCCCUCGCACUGCAGGGACCAGCCCCUCUAGGCAGCUCCUGUGUGCCCCGGAAAACGCCCACGGCAGCCAACCUUCCUCGGUACCAACGGGACCCACCAGAUUACAGAGGGAUGUUAUUAAGGGUAAUAGGUGGAAGAUUUAAUGUGGUUGUCAGGUAGCUCAUGUGAGGCGUUUUACCAGCAGCAUAGAAAUGCUAGGACAGCAUAAAUUCUGUUUUUAUCCCUUUAUCCCCCUUCUCUGUCAUUAAGAAUCCUUCACACUUUUGCUUUAUGUACUACGUGUCAUUAAAAAUGAAGAUCUAAACUGCC
Molecule: messenger RNA, 724 nt
Organism: Lonchura striata (white-rumped munia)
Lineage: Eukaryota; Metazoa; Chordata; Aves; Passeriformes; Estrildidae
Gene: PIERCE1
Product: piercer of microtubule wall 1
Biological process (GO): axoneme assembly
Cellular component (GO): axonemal microtubule
Source: RefSeq, a predicted model, not a curated record